UUUUGAAAUAUCAACAUGGAUCGCGGCAGUCACCGAACCGUUCUACUCGCUCUACUGAGUGUAUUAUUUAUCAGCGGCUGUCAAGGUGGAAAUAUACUCGGAGUAUUUACGAGUCUAAAUCCCUCACAUUUGAUUAUACACAUGUCGAUGGCAAAAGUUUUGGCUGAGAAUGGUCAUAAUGUAACCGUAAUUACGGCUCUGAAACCCGCCGUGAAUCAUAAGAAUAUCACUGUAGUGCAGAUUCCCUUGAGCGAGGAGGAUCACAAACAAAUGAGUGCAACAAUGGCUCAAUUUGCCAGCCAAGACAAUAGUAAUAUGUUUGGCGCCAUGUUCGGUUUAAUGGGUCGUUUGAAAUUCAUGAUGGCGAAAAUGCGGGAUAUAUUGAAAGAUCAGCGUGUCAAGGAUCUCUAUGAGAACAAGAACAACAAGUUUGAUCUAGUUAUAUUGGGAUACUUCUUCAACACUUAUCAAUUGGGAAUUGCACACAAAUUAAAAGCUCCCGUUGUUAUAGCCGCCACUACGCCGCCUAAUGAAAUGUUUAAUAGCGUUGUUGGCAAUCCCUCAGCAGCUUCCUUUGUGCCGGCAAUGAAUAUGGCAGUCGAAAGAGGUCAAACUAUGACGUUUGUGCAAAGAAUUCAAAACUUCCCUACAAAUAUUGUAAUUAAAGUAUUUUUUGGAAUUCUGGAGAACAAUAAUACGAACACAUACAAAGACAUAUAUAGCGACGUUUCCACAAUGCCAGCCUUUAAAGAGUUAGUCAAGAAUGUAUCGCUCACUUUCUUCACUUCUUAUGCACUCAGCGAAGGACCCAUUAGACCAAAUGUUCCAGCAGUUAUUGAAGUGGGUGGCAUUCAGAUUAAAGACAAACCGAAUCCGUUCCCCAAACAGAUUGCGGAGUUUCUCAAAAAAGCUGACAAUGGUGCUAUUCUCUUAUCGUUGGGAUCCAAUGUGAAAAGCUCACAUUUAAAAUCCGACACAAACAUCAAAAUAUUUAAUGUAUUGUCGCAGCUGAAACAACGAGUCAUUUGGAAAUGGGAAGACCUCGAUAAUACUCCUGGUAAAUCGGAUAAUAUUCUAUACUCGAAGUGGCUGCCUCAAGAUGAUAUUUUGUCCCAUCCUAACAUUACACUCUUCAUCACACAUGCGUGAAAAGGAGGCAUUACAGAGGCGCAGUAUCAUGGAAAACCAAUGUUGGCGCUUCCCAUAUUUGGUGAUCAGCCUAGCAAUGCUUUAAAAAUGGUGAAAGAUGGAUUCGGUCUCAGUUUGAGUCUGCUGACUCUCGAAGAACAGUCUUUUAAAGAGAGUCUGACUGAACUGCUGGAGAAUCCACAGUAUACACAUAAAGUAAAGACCUUCUCCACUUUAUAUAGGGAUAGACCUAUGUCUGCUCGAGAAAGUGUUCUUUACUGGUCUGAGUAUGUUAUGCGUCAUCAUGGUGCUGCUCACCUUCAGAGUCCGUUGCUGAGAAUGAAUUUCAUAGCCGCCAACAAUUUAGAUGUUUUCGCAUUGUUUGUGACGAUUAUAAUAGUUUUUAUCUACAUUAGCAAAUUUGUGUUGACUGCGAUAGUUAGAAAGCUAAAAGGAAAACCGAAAAGUACUGAUAAAAUAAAAAAAAACAUUAGGUCUAGUCAUUGCUUAUCAACUGACAACAUGAUAAUUUGUAUUAAAAGUAUUAACUUUGAUUUAUAUUUUUGAUGUGUCGAUUAAUUUUAUAUUUCAUAAUUUCUUUAUAAUAUUAAUAAUGGGUACAUUUAUGUCUAUGAUGAGUCACUAAUGAAAUUGAUACCUAAAUUGUUAUUGUUAGAGUAGAAACCUCAUUCACUUAGAGUUAAGUACCUCGACUGUUCAUAUGGACUCAAAUAAACCAAUUACUCAAAGCUCUUGAAUAUUUUCUGGCCAACAAGUGAAAAACAAAGUUGGUUCUCUCUCUGGCUCGAUCUCUGUGUAUGAAUCGCUGGUGGAAUACUUGGCAACUUUAUUACAGAAAUUCUCAAAAUACUUUUGCACGUCGCAAUUUUGUAGUCUAGGUUUAUAUAUUUCCCACACACACACACAUACACACUCGGGCAUGAUUGAAAAAAAAAUACAAAAAACGAACGUUGAAAAUUCUUCAAACUACCCAACGAGAACGCAGUGAGUACUCAGCACUGAGCACGGAGCAAUGGAAACAAAAUAACAUUUAGCAAUAAGCAAAUUUCAAUUGAAAUAGCAAACGGAAAAGGCAUGCGAAAUA
Messenger RNA from Drosophila sulfurigaster albostrigata, 2233 nucleotides. Its product is annotated as UDP-glucosyltransferase 2-like. The record is from RefSeq and is a predicted model, not a curated record. The transcript has 2 exons. Gene Ontology annotation, molecular function: UDP-glycosyltransferase activity. NCBI's taxonomy places the organism in Eukaryota, Metazoa, Arthropoda, Insecta, Diptera, Drosophilidae.